Molecule: messenger RNA, 1826 nt
Organism: Synchiropus splendidus (mandarinfish)
Lineage: Eukaryota; Metazoa; Chordata; Actinopteri; Syngnathiformes; Callionymidae
Product: visual system homeobox 2-like
Exons: 5
Coding region: 64-1215 (383 amino acids)
Biological process (GO): regulation of transcription by RNA polymerase II
Cellular component (GO): nucleus
Molecular function (GO): sequence-specific double-stranded DNA binding; DNA-binding transcription factor activity, RNA polymerase II-specific
Source: RefSeq, a predicted model, not a curated record
CAGGACACACACUCGAACCGCAGCAUCACUGCUUCCACCUGGACUCUCAUCACUCAGAUCACAAUGACCGGGAAGGACGGAGUUGUACUUUCAGAUGCUGAGAACAAGCAGAAAUCGCAGAACACCGUCAACUUCGCGGGCUCCCAGCAGCAGCAGCAGCACCAGCCCCCACUAUGGAAAGUUGCUCCCACAACGCACCGACGCACAGGUUUUGGCAUCCAGGAGCUUCUGGGCCUCAACAAGGAGCCUCCAUCAGCGCCGAGGAGGCCGCUGGAGGCCCUGCCGCACCGGGCACACGUGCUGGCCGCCAGGUCGGCCCUGGGCCACGGUGCUCUCGGGGUCGGCGUGGGUCUUCUCGGCCCGGAAGGGAUCCACUCUUUUUACAGACAGCCCGCUUUUCUGGAGGUUCUCUCGGAUGCGCAGAGCGUGCACCUGCAGCCGCUGCACAGGGCCGCGCACAUGGACGCGCACAUGGACACGCACUCCGCCAGCUCCGAUUCGGAUGACACGAGCCUCUCCUCCAGUGAUAAAAAAUUUCCCAAAUCAUCCUUGAGCCAGAGCAAGAGGAGGAAGAAAAGGAGACACAGAACCAUAUUCACUUCCUAUCAGCUGGAGGAGCUGGAGAAAGCUUUUAAUGAAGCCCACUAUCCAGACGUGUACGCCAGAGAGAUGCUCUCCAUGAAGACAGAGCUGCCAGAGGACAGAAUACAGGUUUGGUUCCAGAACCGCAGAGCCAAAUGGAGGAAGCGGGAGAAAUGUUGGGGCCGCAGCAGCGUGAUGGCAGAGUACGGCCUCUAUGGAGCCAUGGUCCGCCACUCCAUCCCUCUGCCCGAGUCCAUCCUCAAGUCAGCCAAGGAGGGUGUCACAGACUCGUACGCACCGUGGUUGUUAGGUAUGCACAAGAAGUCCAUUGAAAGCACUCACAGUUCUCCAGAGAAACCCAGCAGCACAAUGUCACCACCACAUCUGCAGACGCAGGAGAGGCCAGUAGAUGGAGACCAGGAGGAGGAGAAGCGGACUUGUGAAACACCAUCUCCUGUGACAAAAGAUGAACUGAGAGAGAACAGCAUCGCUGUGCUGCGAGCAAAGGCACAGCAGCACAACGCCAAGAUGCAAGGGACCAUUUCAGACAGAACAAACACUCACCUCAAUCAUAAAGUGGAGGCGGACAACAUGGACGGAACUAAAUCAGGGGAUGACGACAGAUGCAACUGAAAACAGAGCAGAGAAAGGAAAAAGUGACACUUUGGCAAGGUGGAGACAAUACAUGGUUGUGUUCAUUCCCACCUGCACCACUGACCGUCAGCCAUUACUUACCCAACAAGCAGAGUGGUUGGUUGCUGCGGUCACAUCGACCAUCACCAAACACACCAUCCACAUUUUGAAGUAAAUACAUAACCAAACGUUGGUCCCACAACCUCAAGCAAUUGACCAGAGCAAACCAAACACUGUUCUCUUACAUGGGUUUUCUCUGGUCACUUUGAUUUCAAUAAGUAAAAUCAGCUCAAAUGACUGAGUCAGUAAUGAAAAGCCUUAAAAUGGCUGGAAAAUAAGGUUCUCCAUGUGCCAUCACACAAUGUUUGCUCGUGGAAACACAAAUGAAUUGGCAAUUGCACUUUCGUCCUUUACCAUAUCGACUUUUCAGUUUACUUCCUGGAUGUAGCAACUAUUUCAACAAACUCAAUUAACUGAAGGUGAGGAUGACACUGUGAUUCUUCCUGCUAUUUGUGUUGUACAUAAUUUAAAUAAUUAGUUGAUAUCAUGUACAGCCAACUCUGUGUUUGUCUUUGUAUAAAUGUCAAGGUAGCGCAAUUAAAAAUUGAAUA